Messenger RNA from Suncus etruscus (white-toothed pygmy shrew), 219 nucleotides. Its product is annotated as small nuclear ribonucleoprotein Sm D1-like. The record is from RefSeq and is a predicted model, not a curated record. NCBI's taxonomy places the organism in Eukaryota, Metazoa, Chordata, Mammalia, Eulipotyphla, Soricidae. The transcript has 2 exons. Bases 1 to 219 code for a protein of 72 amino acids.
AUGAAGCUCGUGAGAUUUUUGAGUCAUAACACUAUAACCAUCAAUUUAAAGAAUGGAACUCAGGUUAAUGGAACAAUCACAGACAGCUUACCUUUGGAUACACUACUUGUGGUAGUUGAACCCAAAGUGAAAUCUAAGAAAAGGGAAGCUGUUGCAGGAAGGGGUCGAGAAAGAGGAAGAGGGCAUGGCUGGGUCAGAGGAAAAGGGGGUCCUAGGUGA